CUCUCCCAAACGCUUCGUAGGGUUUUUCUCUAGUCUCGGUUCUCGGUGAGGCCUUCUUCCCAGCCAUCGCGACGGCGGCCGCCAUGAGAGCCCUCCUCUCCCUCUCCAAGCUUGCCCGUCGUCUCCCCACCUCCCUGGCCGCCACCAGGGUCGCCCCGCCCCUCCUCCAACGGCACCUUCACGCCGACUCCGCACUUCCUCCUCAAGCUCCGCCCCCUUUUGCCUCCCGCAUCCUCCAAUCCGAAGAGAGCCCGAACCCGAGCACUGAUUUGGAACAUGCUCAGCCCGCCCCCGACCCUGUCCUUGAUGAGUUCCUCGCCCGCUUGGUCACCGCGCUCCGUCCGACACUUGCGGCCGCCUUCCCCACCCACACCCGCCCCGUGCUCGACGAAAUGCUUCGUCUUAUCGCGGAGGCCGUCCUCAACCGCCUCUCCGGAGCCGAUCCGGGGCCAGACACCGUCGAGCUCAGCGACGACCUCUGGGCGGCGGUGUGGGAGGUCAGCGCCUCCGUGCGCGAGGCCAUGCGCCGGGACCAGGUCCGCGCCGACCUCCGUAACUACCUCCACUCCGACGAUGUCAAGGAGAUGACGCGGUUCGCCGUUGACGUAGGCAUCCGCGGCGCUAUGCUCCGCGAGCUGCGCUUCAAGUGGGCCCGCGAGAAGCUCGAGGAGGUCGAAUUCUACCGCGGCCUCGAGGUCAUGCGCCAACAGGCUGAUGCGGCUGAUAGCCCUGCCGCACCCGCGCCGGCGAGGCUAACCGCGUUGCCGCAGAGGAAGGGGGAGGUUAAGUUCAAGAUCUCUGGGUUGGACUUGUCAGACCCAAAGUGGGCUGAGGUGGCUGAGCGGGCGGCUGAAGCUGAGGCACACUUUGUGCCAGAGGAGGCCAAGGCUGUAGAUGGGAAGGCGAAGAAGGCCGAGGAGCAACUGCUGGCGGUUGAGCCGAGGAAAGGCAACCCAGUUCCUGCCAUGGAGGAGUGGAAGGAGGAGCUCCGACCAAAGCGCGUUGACUGGAUGGCACUCCUCGAGCGGGUUAAGGCCCGCAAUGUUGAGUUGUAUCUCAAGGUUGCUGAAAUUCUUUUGGAUGAAGAUUCAUUUGCUGCAACUAUCCGAGAUUACUCCAAGUUAAUUGAUCUUCACUCUAAAGCAACUCACGUGCAAGAUGUAGAAAGGAUACUUGGUAAAAUGAAAGAGAAGGAUAUUGCACCUGAUAUCCUCACAUCCAUCACCUUAGUCCACAUGUAUAGCAAAUCUGGCAAUCUUGAACAAGCCACGCGGGCGUUUGACUUUAUCCAAAAGGAGGGCCUCCAACCAGAUACGAAACUCUUUACAUCAAUGAUUAGUGCCUGUAUUAACGCUGGAGAUCCGAAACAAGCAGAGAAAUUGGUAAAGAAAAUGGAUGAGCUUUCCAUGAAACCCAGCAGGGAAAUAUACAUGGAUGUGAUGCGGGCAUAUGCUGAGCGUAACUUAGUAGAUGGAGCUCAAUCGGUGAAAACAAAAAUGUCAUUUGCUGGAAUCGAGCCCCCGUUGGAGUGCUUCACAUUGCUUAUAGAAGCAAAUGGACGGGCUGGCAACCCUGAUUAUGCAUAUGAAGCGUUUGAACAGAUGAGGAAGAAUGGGCAUGAACCAGAUGACCGUUGCCUGGCUGGUAUGAUUACUGCACUCAUGAAGAAGAACCAGCUGGACCAGGCUUUGAAGUUGCUGCUGAGUUUAGAGAAGGAGGGGGUUAAACCUGGAGUUAAGACAAAUCUGGUCCUGCUGGAUUGGCUGUCCACGUUGCAGUUGGUGCAAGAGGCUGAACAACUUGUACAGAAGAUAAGAAAGGCGGGAGAAGAGCCCCUAGAGAUCCAUGUUUACCUUGCUGAUAUGUAUGCGAAAUCACGCCAGGAAGAGAAAGCCCGCAAAUCCCUCAAGAUCUUGGAAGAGAAGAAGAGACUGCUGAAGGCUGAUCAGUUUGAGAGGAUUAUAAGAGGCCUUCAGGUAGGGGGGUUUUCGGAAGAUGCAAGCAGAUAUUUCAAAAUGAUGAGAUCUCGUGGCUUUGUUCCAUCAGCAACAGUGGAGGCCGGGGUCAGGGGCGUCGGUCGCCCGGCUGGCAGGUAGUUAGCCGGUCAUGCCACUGAUUCUGGUAUGAAAUCUAGCAGUAGCACCGACGACGUCACAGCUUAUUCAGAGGAACUGAUGUGAUAAAGAUCCCCAUUAUCGGGCGAAUUUUGGUUGUUAUUUAAGGUCUGUAGACCAUAAGCUCAGAUGAAGUUGAUGAGUGCGUGAACCCCUGGUGCUAGUGCCAUGAAUUUUCUGCUCUCAUAAAUCGGGUCUUGCACUUGUAUUUCAUAUAACAUGUUUUGUCAUUGUAAAAUCUGAAUCGCCAGAUUGUGCCAAGAAACAGAUUUAUUUAUC
Molecule: messenger RNA, 2393 nt
Organism: Triticum urartu
Lineage: Eukaryota; Viridiplantae; Streptophyta; Magnoliopsida; Poales; Poaceae
Gene: NFD5
Product: pentatricopeptide (PPR) repeat-containing protein
Molecular function (GO): protein binding
Source: RefSeq, a predicted model, not a curated record